This is a messenger RNA of Coregonus sp. 'balchen', 18393 nucleotides long. The record is from the annotation of a GenBank genome assembly. Lineage: Eukaryota; Metazoa; Chordata; Actinopteri; Salmoniformes; Salmonidae.
AUGCCAAUCCGAAGGAGUCGCCAGAAGACCACUCGUAAGCGGGAGGAGGAGGUGGACAUUGACCUGGAUGACCCUGAGAUCAACCACUUCCCCUUCCCCUUCCACGAGCUGAUGGUGUGGGCCGUGCUGAUGAAGAGACAGAAGAUGGCGCUGUUCUUCUGGCAGCACGGGGAGGAGGCCAUGGCCAAAGCCCUGGUGGCCUGUAAGCUGUGUAAGGCCAUGUUCCACGAGGCCUCCGAGAAUGACAUGGUGGACGACAUCUCACAGGAGCUGAACCACAACUCCAGGUACUAUAGACCACAAGACAUAUACACAUAGAGUUGAAAACAAACACACACAUGUAGUCAGCCAAGCAAUCACACAUAAUCAUUUGUAGAGUUUGCCACACAUACACACAUCUACAUACCCACAACUGAACAUACCCACAUGCACACACACACACACACACACACGUACACACACACGUACACACACACACACACAGAGAGACAGUCAUCCAUACACCCAUACUAAUAAGCAUUCGGAGAGAGAUGCUAACAUAGCGUUCAGGCUAUUUUCUAGGCUGUGCAUCUUAUAUCAGGCAAAGUUUUCUUCUAAAUGAUUAAAGUUGAGCUGGGAGUCUGCACUAGAGCAGCAUCCACACUCCUCCUCACAUCGUGACCUGCUUUAGAUAACACACAGAUCUCAAAGGACCGCUAUACAUAAAUGCAGCUAAUAAUACCUACACACAUACUCUAUCUAAUGACACACAUGUAGUUUAGCUAAUGGUAUGUGUGUGGGAUGAAAGUGUGUGUGUGUUCUUGCUCAAUUAAAAAGACUGUUAUGAAAAUGUUGGAAGUUGGUUAUAGGAAAGAACUCCCAGGUGCCACACACACACAAACACACACAAACACUGCCAAGUGCAAAACCAUUUGGUGUGUAUUUUCCGCAGAGAGUUUGACCAGCUUGCUGUUGAAGUCUUAUCUUAAUCCUUUGACUAGUGUUGUGUACAUGCAUUUAUCUGUAUGAUACAACAGGUUACCUGUCACGCCCUGACUCAGGGGACUCUUAUAUGUUGAGUCAGGGUGUGAAUAUUCUAUGUUGUGUUUUCUAUGUUUCAGUCUAGGUGUUGUAUAUCUAUGUUUGGCCGGGUGUGAUUCCCAAUCAGAGACAGCUGUCGCUCGUUGUCUCUGAUUGGGGAUCAUACUUAGGCAGCCUGUUGGCAUGCAUUAGUUGUGGGAUCUUGUUCCGUGUGGAGGCUUGUUUAGUGUUCAGCCUUAGGACUUCACGUUUCGUUGUUUUGUCGUGUGUUUAUCACUUUAAUAAACAUGUACGCCUUUCACGCUGCGCCUUGGUCUGACCCGUCCUUAAACGAACGUGACAGAAGAUCCCACCAAACACGGACCAAGCAGCGUGCCCAGGAGGACCGUACACCCUGGACACAGGUGGGGAAGAUGUGGUCGUGGGAGGAGAUAUUUGCGGGAAAAGGACCCUGGGCGAAGAAGGAAGCCCAGGCAGGAGAGGAGCAACGGCAACACAGAAGCCGGCCGAGGAGGAAGCCCGAGAAGCAGCCCCAAUAAACAUUUUUGGGGGGGCUAAAGGGGUGGUCGAGGAGCGAGAGAGAAGAGCCCCGACCACUGGAUCCGGUGGGUUUCCAGAUUGCGUCCCUACGACCAUGGGAAGAAGAGUGGGAACAGUAUUAUACUGAAGAGUCGGAGGAUGACGACGAUGAGUUUCUGUUCCCUAACUCGUGGGGGCUCCCGGAGGAGUCCUCACUGGAGGAGGAGUGCCGAGAGAGAGAGAGAAGGAUCGGAUCUGCAGGGUAAGAGAGAAGGCCACCAUAUUACGGGGGCUGAUAGAUAGAAUAGAGCGGGAGAGAUCCAUUCAAGAGGAGGCACUGCAGGAGGCUUGUAGGGAAAAGGAGGAAGUAGAGGCACGGAGAGAGGAGCUGGUUAGGCAGCAUAAGGAGCGGGGGUUAAUAAAGGAACCCAGGUAUGCAGAGAUACGCACUGUGUCACCAGUGCACCUUCCCAGUCCGGCCCGUUCCUGGUCCUCGCACCAGGCCUGGGGUGCGUGCUCCCAGUCCGGCCCGGCCCGUUCCUGUUCCUCGCACCAAGCCAGUGGUGCGUGUCGCCAGGCCGGCCCGGCCCGUUCCUGCUCCUCGCACCAGGCCAGUGGUGCGUGUUCCCAGUCCGGCCUGGCCCGUUCCUGUUCCUCGCACCAAGCCAGUGGUGCGUGAUCCCAGUCCGGCCCGGCCUGUUCCUGCUCCCCGCAUCAAGCCAGUGGUGCGUGUUCCCAGUCCGGCUCGGCCUGUUCCUGCUCCUCGCACAAGGGCAGUGGUGCGUGUUCCCAGUCCGGCCCGGCCCGUUCCUGCUCCUCGCACCAGGCCUGUGGUGCGUGUUCCCAGUCCGGCCCGGCCCGUUCCUGGUCCUCGCACCAGGCCUGUGGUGCGUGCUCCCAGUCCGGCCCGGCCCGGCCCGUUCCUGUUCCUCGCACCAAGCCAGUGGUGCGUGUCGCCAGGCCGGCCCGGCCCGUUCCUGCUCCUCGCACCAAGCCAGUGGUGCGUGAUCCCAGUCCGGCCCGGCCUGUUCCUGCUCCUCGCACCAAGCCAGUGGUGCGUGUUCCCAGUCCGGCCCGGCCUGUUCCUGCUCCUCGCACCAGGCCUGUGGUGCGUGUUCCCAGUCCGGCCCGACCCGUUCCUGCUCCUCGCACCAGGCCUGUGGUGCAUGUUCCCAGUCCGGCCCGGCCCGUUCCUGCUCCUCGCACCAAGCCAGUGGUGCGUGUUCCCAGUCCGGCCCGGCCCGUUCAUGCUCCUCGCACCAAGCCAGUGGUGCGUGUUCCCAGUCCGGCCCGUUCCUGCUCCUCGCACCAAGCCAGUGGUGCGUGUUCCCAUUCCGGCCCGGCCCGUUCCUGCUCCUUGCACCAAGCCAGUGGUGCGUGUCGCCAGUCCGGCCCGGCCCGGCCCGUUCCUGCUCUUCACACCAAGCCAGUGGUGCGUGUUCCCAGUCCGGCCCGGCCUGUUCCUGCUCCUUGCACCAAGCCAGUGGUGCGUGUCGCCAGUCCGGCCCGGCCCGUUCCUGCUCCUCGCACUGAGCCUGUGGUGCGUGUGUCCAGUCCGGCAGGGCCCGUGCCCGUUCUACCGGUGCCUGAUCCAGCUCCGGUCAGCUGCUCCACUCCGGAGCCAGAGUAGUCCGCUCCACCGGGGUCCAGUCCAGCUCCGGUCAGCGGCUCCACUCCGGAGCCAAAGCAGUCCGCUCCACCGGUGCCCAGUCCAGCUCUGGUCAGCGGCUCCACUCCGGAGCCAGAGCAGUCCGCUCCACCGGUGCCAAGUCCAGCUCCGGUCAGCGGCUCCAGUCCAGAGCCUGAGCAGUCCGCUCCACCAGCAUCCGGUCCAGCACCGGUCAGCGGUUCCAGUCCAGACCCUCUCCAGGUUCGGGGUCUCCCACACCAGGGUCCAGACAGGGCUUGGAGUAUCGUGGGAGGAAGGAGAGGGGAAGCAGCGCGCCGAGGUCCAGACCAGACCAGGGGCGCAACAGGGAGGCGGAAUGCCCACCCGGUCCCUACCCUGUUAUGUAAAGGUUGUGCAGUCGGAUUCCGCACCUUUGGGGGGGGGGGGUACUGUCACGCCCUGACUCAGGGGACUCUUGUGUGUUGAGUCAGGGUGUGAAUAUUGUUGUGUUUUCUAUGUUGCAGUCUAGUUGUUGUAUAUCUAUGUUUGGCCGGGUGUGAUUCCCAAUCAGAGACAGCUGUCGCUCGUUGUCUCUGAUUGGGGAUCAUACUUAGGCAGCCUGUUGGCAUGCAUUAGUUGUGGGAUCUUGUUCCGUGUGGAGGCUUGUUUAGUGUUCAGCCUUAGGACUUCACGUUUCGUUGGUUUGUCGUGUGUUUAUCACUUUAAUAAACAUGUACGCAUUUCACGCUGCGCCUUGGUCUGACCCGUCCUUAAACGAACGUGACAUUACCAACAUAUUCAAAUCAUAACAUGUCUAUCAUUUUACAUGUUUGCCACUAGAAAUGUGUUCAUUUGCUGGUAGAAAUGUGUUCAACAUCCACUGAAGUAGCUAGCAAGGUUACUAGAUAGCUACAGUAGUUGCCGUGGUGUCCAAACAAACAUACUUGCUAGUUUAGCUAACCAAACCAUCAGUCCUAGCUUGCUAUUUAAAAAAAACAGAAUUCAACAAUAACAAUACUGUUUUCAAUUCGACUUUUGCCUUCAAAAGCAGCUCAAACAAAACUUUUAAAAAUGUACUAUAGCCAUUGAAUUAUACCGUGCAAAUACACUGUGCGUUAUAGGGAAAUAAAGCACGCUCUAGAAUGCCCUUCAAGACAAUCAGAAAGGAGUAUUCAACAAUGCCAUGGUAUAACACUUAAUUAUGUUUAUAUGUCAAACUGCAAUGUAGCGUAGUUCAUCUUAAACAUUCACUGUGUGACAUCCUAUGUGUGUGUGUUUCAGAGAGUUUGGCCAGCUGGCUGUGGAGCUGCUGGACCAGUCUUACAAGCAGGACGAGCAGAUGGCCAUGAAGUUGCUGACCUAUGAGCUGAAGAACUGGAGUAAUGCCACCUGCCUGCAGCUGGCCGUGGCCGCCAAGCACCGUGACUUCAUCGCCCACACCUGCAGCCAGAUGCUGCUCACUGACAUGUGGAUGGGACGCCUGCGCAUGCGCAAGAACAGUGGGCUGAAGGUCAGAAGCGCCAGGGGUCACACGGUGCAUUGUCUAAAUGGGGUUUCAGAGGUUGACUAUCUGACUGACUGACUGACUGACAGACAUACUUAUGGUAGUAGAUUUUAUUGUAGACUACUGUAGAUUUUAAUUGAAGGUGAGGUAUUAUCAUACCCAGUUGGCAAAACGGGUUGCAAUUACCCUAUUUGGCCCGCUGGGUAUAAUGGCUAAUGAUAUCCCAUAUUUGAGCUGUCGCUUGAUUAUUCCUAACACUGUUCAUGUUGAUUUACGACAACGCACCUACAGUUACACUGUAAAGGCUUGUGCUAUUAUUCAGCCCAGGCAAGUAGGUUAGCCAAUGAGUUGGCUGAGGUUUGAUAGCAUACAGCUUCUUAGGUCAUGAAAGGGCACAGUCAUUUAUUAUUUUGAGUAGCUGUGCAUGGGGACCCUUGGGUGGUUGUGUGUAAGGAGGAUCAAGUAUGAAUCCAGGUACAGUAUAGAGCUGGUUGGGAAACAGACACACUCAUGACCCAUAAAGCCCCACCACACACACCUUCCAGUCUGGGUUGUAUUCACUAGGCACCAGAUGGAAGUAAACAGACUGAAACAGGAAGGCACUACCUGAACUUGUCCAAUGAGAAACGCUUGUUUUCGUAUUUUGUUGCAAAACGUUUUGCUAUGGUGUGCACUAAUGAAUAUGACUCUGGCCUGCUGCCACAGACCUGAAGCAGAUAUCUCCCUCUAAAGUUUAACGACAUUUCCCUUUACAUUCCACUCCCUCAUACCCCUCUCUUCUCUCUUUUGUCUGACUUUAAUGUAGUGGAGGUGUUAACAGCAUGAUUAUGUCCUUUAUCCCCUGGCUGUGUGGUCCUCUCAUCUGUCUCUGCUACUCUAACCAUCUCUAGCUGUCUGGACUAAUGCCUUUUUAAUUGAAUCUCAGAUAAGCUCCCUCGUCUCCACUGCAUCAAAUACACAAACUAUCUCACUGCACGUCAGCCAUAGCAUUAUGCAAUUUCACAGUGACGAGAUCCGAAACAAUAUGGACUUAUGGGAUAAGAAUGGUGGUGUCUGUCUGUGUGUGUGUGUGUGUGUGUGCAUUCUUCUGUGUGUGUGCGCACCUGUGUCUUUAUACAGACCCACUGGUUCAACAAGACAGUUGAGCAACUUUUAAUAUUAAAGUUGCAAGAUGUGCAGAAUGUACCGUAGUACAUUGGGGUUUUAUUACAUCUGCUUCGGGAACAAUGGAAAGGAACAAGUUUGACACUUGAUCGGAGAAAACACUGACAUGCAGUGGACCCACGCAUUAUGACCAUAACUCUCCCAAAAUCGUGCCAUGUGACAACUUUUUAAGAAGCGUCUCUGUUUGUGUGUUUUGCCCCUCCAUGUGUCUAACUCCACAUCCCUGCCCAGGUGAUCUUGGGCCUGCUGCUGCCUCCGUCCAUCCUGAGUCUGGAGUUUAAGAACAAGGAUGAGAUGUCGUACAUGCCCCAGGACCAGGACACCUACUUGCAGGAGAAGGAGGAGGAAGAGCCCGAGCCCGCCAAGGAAAAGGAGGAAGAGGACAUGGAGUUCACAGUAAGAUCCUACUGUGAGACGCAGUACAACUCCGUGGUGAGAGCACCCACCUCAGCCCUGCCUUCAGACUAUACACACACAGGCUGCAUCUGAAAUGGCAGCCUAUUAGUAUUCCUUACUAUAUAGGGAAUAUGGGGCCAUUUUGAACGCAUCCUUAGCCAGCCCCUGCCCCUCAACUAAACUAAAUUCAAAGCACAGUUGCCCCUGCCCAGCUUUUCAUGGUCAGAUAUCUUUUCACCCCCCCAAAUGGUAUAGGUUGGGGUUGGAUCCAAGAUCUGUGGUAAGGGGCGACUUCUAUUUCCAGCUUAAAGUACACACACUUUAGCUUCUCUAUAUGGCCUGCUCUCUCCUCUCUCUCUCUCUCUCUCUCUCUCUCCUCUCUCUCUCUCUCUCUCCUCCCCUCUCUCGCGUCUCUCUCUCUCUCUCUCUCUCUCUCUCUCUCUCUCCUCUCUCUCUCUCUCUCCGCUCUCUCUCUCUCUCUCUUUCUCUUUCUCUCUCUGCAGAGUACAAUCAAAUAGGCCCACAGUUAACAAACACACUCCAUUAUUAUUGUCCCUACACACUUAUCCAAGCCUAGUCCCUACCCUAUUAUGGCCAACCAGAGGGGCAGUAAGAACAGCCCCACACCCAAACCUACCUGUCAUCCCGCUUCUCGUUUCCUGUUCCUGUGGUCUCGGCGAAGACGUGGUUGUGGAGUUGUAACGUCUCAGUCUGUUUGCCGCUCUCGGCUCCGUGUGUAUGUCUCUCUCUCUCUGUGUCCCUCUCCCUUUCCACCUCUCUUGCUUUCUCUCUCCCUCUCUACCUCUUUCUUUCACUCUCUGUCUUUUUCCCUCUCUCUCUCUUUCCCCCUAUCUCUCUCCCUCUGUCCCAUUUCUAGCUAAGGUCUUACUAGAGGUACAGUACUGUAUGCGACUGCUGCCCCUCACUCUCCCCAGAGGCGCUGGCAACAGCGCAUCAACUCGCAUGCUGCUAAGAGGGGGUGUCUCUCAUCUGAUUUACGGCAGCAGCUUAAGCUGCUCAGGUUACUAACUGUGCCUUCCUGGUCUACGCAGAUGCACAGUCUAUGGGUGCAUCCGAAAUGGCACCCUAUCCCCUGAAUAGUGCACUGCUUUUGACCAGGGCCCGGUUUCCCAAAAGCAUCUUAAGUAUAAGUUCAUUGUUCUUCGUAGGAGCAUUUAUUUUGCUACUUGUAUGAUACUGUCUGUAAUUUGUCUCAAUAUAUUUCAUGAUGUGUAGCCUAACAUGUGCACAAUGAUGUGCCAAAUCUUGAUUUAGUGCAUUAUUAUAGGGUAAGCAAUAAGCCGCCUAAUAUUUGCAGCCAUAGGUGAUAAUAUCUUUCUAGGAGCUGAUCCGUCGUCAGUUUUGUGGAAUAAUUAUAAUGUUAAGGUAAAAUUUGAAUGGAGAAAGCUGAUCCAAGAGCAGCGUAGCCUUUCUUUCGGUCCUAUCAGUUUUGACACAUGCCUCAAUGAUGCACUUAGCAAACAUUCUAUCUGCGUGGUGUUUUGGGCCAUUGUAGGAAAAAUGCAUCGUUAAAACACUCGCAAGCCUAAAUUCCAUUGCUAUCGGGAAACCAUGCCCAGGGCCCAAAGUAAUACACUAUAUAGGGGAGAGGGUUCCACCAGACAUAGUCUGACUGUCUGAACACCCUCUCUUAUUACAGAACAGGCGAUUGUGACUCGGUCCAUCUACAUAGACAUUGCGGUACAUAUUGUCAUCUGCAUUUAGUCAGCCAGCCGGCGCAAAAGCUCACUGGGAACAGGAGUUUAUGAGAAUGCUGAUGAGAGAGUUCUUAGGCACCCAAAAAAAACUCUGUCAAAGGAUUACAUCUGUCAUGAGCUCUUCCGCUUGCCAUUGUGAGCUGCUGAUUUCUGACUGUUCAAAUGCAGCCCAGAAACCGAAAUAUGAAUCAGACAGAUUCAUACAAAUACAUGCUACGCUACAUACACCGGUAUUGUAUUGCAAGUCAUCCUCAGAUGCCUUCAAAAACACACUGUAAUCCCUGACACAGUCCAGAUGCAGUUUAAAUAUGCAUGUUGGCAUGGCAUUGUGAUUUUCACAUGCAUCUGACUCUUUCAUCACAGGUUGUAUCUCCCUUUUCCCCAGACAUGCAAUACAAUAAAAUACAAUUUGCUGACUCCCCAGCGGUGUCUUGUCGUUUGGGCAUCCAUGAUCAUAACCUCAGGGAUUUUACACACCCUCUCAUGGAUGACAAACUAUGUUCGAGUCCUAGAAAUGGACGUCAGACAUCUUUUUUUCUCCUCGCUGUCCUCCCUCUUCUUUGCUCUCCCUCUCGCUCUCUCUCUCUCCACUGUCUGUCACUGUCGUCUGAGACUCGAUCCAUAAGUGUUUGUCUCCAUCAUAUGUGUCAUCAUCCCCACCAGCACUCAAUGUCCCUAACAUGCAACAUUCAGAAUGAGUUUGCCUGUGCUUGCUUAUGCUCAUGCAACUAAAGUAUAGGAAUAGCUCUAAUGCGCUUUCAUUUUUUCUUCCCUCUCGCCUGUAUCUUUGUAUCUCUCUCCAUCUCUUUCUCUCUGUCUCUCUGGGUGGGAUGCCCCAGGCCAUGCUGGGUAAGGUAAGCACGGAGGCAUCUCGUAAGAAGGGUGUGGGGGAGGUCCAGAAUAGACACCGGCUCAUCCCCAUGGGCCGGAAAAUCUACGAGUUCUACAACGCCCCCAUCGUCAAGUUCUGGUUUCACACAGUGAGUCUGCUGUCAGGGCGUGUUGCUACCUAGAACCUUAAAGGGUUUUCUGAAUUAAAAAGAUUUCACAGAACCCUACCCCUUCACAAUUAACCCCUUUGAGAACCCAGUGGAUAGAUGCAGUGUGUGACCCAGUGCUUGCUUCUGUGUCUGCGUGCAUUGUAUCUACAAGCGGGGUAUUUUUAUUUGGCAAUAUCGAUGUCUUCAUCUUUCAUGCUGCAUGGUGGCUCUUUCAAUCUGCCGGUCCAGUGAAAAUAUCACAAGCACUCCCUAGCAGGGGGGGUUAACUCUUAUUUGUGGAGAUAAAAAAGAAUUGCCCCAACAACAAAAAAGGAACACUUAAAGGACAAACUAUCAAACUAUCACUUAGGAGACACAAGAUUGCAAAUCUUCUGCCUAUCCCGCGGUGCAACCUAACUUUUCAAUGCUAAAACAAUUUGAAUGCCUUCUAAAACUACUUCAAGGGGCAAUCAGCAGUUGCUACAUCAAUUUUAGAACUUAGCAAUUAAUGAUACCGUAUAUACCCAUUGAUUCUUAAAGAAUAUAACUUAUGAAUGUUUAGUUCAACUGUCAUACCAUAUCAGAACCCAAAAUAUAUGCUUGUUUUACUCCAAUGUUUGUAAACAUUGUAAAUGUAAACAAACACUGUAUAGCCUCAAAACAUGCUUAACUAUAAUUUUGAUAUCUUGCAUGAUCAGUCCUUGCUUCCAUUGCUCUGUCUAUGAAUGUGACAGUGGUAACAUUUCUCCAGUUCCAUCCCUCAGCUUUUUGACAAAAGAGGUGGGGAAUCCGCUUUGUUAUUAUUUCAACUGCAGAUUGCCCCUUUAAGACCCACUUACGACACCUUAUGUCAUCUGUAAGACCCUUGGCAUGCCCCCUGAAGACCCCCCACAUGAUCUGGGAGGCCCUGACACUGUGUGUUUGUCCCCAGAUGGCCUAUGUGGCAUAUCUGAUGCUGUUUAACUAUAUUGUGCUGGUGAAGAUGGACCUGUGGCCCUCACCGCAGGAGUGGAUUGUCGUCGCUUACAUCUUCACCAAUGGCAUCGAGAAGAUGAGAGAGGUAAGGCAGGGCACACACAUAGAGAGAGAUACUAAACUCAUGGAGUUCUCAAUACAGUCAAACAUACGCACAUUUUGUCUAUAACACGAUAAAUGCUGGGGGGGGAGGGGGGGGUUGCCCAUUUUGAAGUGUGUCAUUCUUGUCAAUUAACCACAGAUUUUCCAAUGGUCAAGAUCAAAUAAAAUACAUGAGCAAAAAACUGUGUAUAUAAGCAUUCAUUACUGUGUCCAAACCUUUACCCAUUUAUGUAGAAACGUCUUCAGCAUACGCUGUGACUUUUUAUAAAUGGACUCACACUGCCCUCUUAUGGUGAGCACACUGAAGUGCGUCUCUCUCGCUUUCCCUCGCUCUCCUGCUCUCUCUCCCUCCAUCCCUCCCUCCUUGUCUACCUCCCCAGAUUCUGAUGUCGGAGCCAGGGAAGCUGUUGCAGAAGGUGAAGGUGUGGCUCCAGGAGUACUGGAACAUCACAGACCUCAUGGCCAUCCUCAUUUUCUCUGUGGGCAUGGUUCUCCGUCUCCAGGAGCCGCCACUCAUGAGCUACGGACGGGUCAUCUACUGCGUCAACAUAAUCUAUUGGUACAUCCGGCUGCUCGACAUCUUUGGCGUCAACAAGUACCUGGGCCCCUAUGUCAUGAUGAUCGGCAAGAUGGUGAGAGGGCGGGGUGUGUCACUGACAGUGUCCCGAUUCUCUGUACUUGCACACAUGGAUUUAACAAUGGUGGAAAGUCCCUACAGUUAAUGCUUACACCAAUCCAAUCUACACACAAUACCCCAUAAUUCUGCUAAUUUAUACAAAAAAUAAAAACCUGAAAUAUGAGUAUUCAGACCCUUUAAUCAUUACUUUGUUGAAGCACCUUUGACAGCAAUUACAGCCUUGAGUCUUCUUGGGUAUAACGCUACAAGCUUGGCACACCUGUUUUUGGGGAGUUUCUCCCAUUCUUCUCUGCAGAUCCUCUCAAGCUCUGUCAGGUUGGAUGGGGAGCGUUGCUGCAAAGCAUUUUUCAGGUCUCUCUAGAGAUGUUCGAUCAGGUUCAAGUCCAGGCCACUCAAGGACAUUCAGAGACUUGUCCCGAAGCCACUCCUGCAUUGUCUUGGCUGUAUGCUUAGUGUCGUUGUCCUGUUGGAAGGUGAACCUUUGCCCCAAUCGGAGGUCCUGAGCACUCUGGAGCAGGUUUUCAUCAAGGAUCUCUCUGUACUUUGCUCCGAUCAUCUUUCCCUCGAUCCUGACUAGUCUCCCAGUCCUUGCUGCUGAAAAACAUCCCUACAGCAUGAUGCUGCCACCCCCAUGCUUCACCGUAGUAGAUUUUUUUAGUGAUCCAAUUGACAUUUUAGUCAUUUAGCAGACGCUCUUAUCCAGAGCGACUUACAAUUAGUGAGUGCAUUCAUUUUUCAUACUGGCCCCCCGUGGGAAUCAAACCCACAACCCUUGCAUUGCAAGCGCCAUGCUCUACCAACUGAGCUACAGGAGGGCCAAUGAUGAUGCCAGGUUUCCUCCAGACGUGACGGUUGGCAUUCAGGCCAAAUACUUCAAUCUUGGUUUCAUCAGACCAGAGAAUCUUGUUUCUCAUGGUCUGAGAGGCUUUAGGUGCCUUUUGGCAAACUCCAAGCGGGCUGUCAUGUGCCUUUUACUGAGGAUGGCUUCCAUCUGGCCACUCUACCAUAAAGGCCUGAUUGGUGGAGUGCUGCAGAGAUGGUUGUCCUUCUGGAAGGUUCUCCCAUCUCCACAGAGGAACUCUAGAGCUCUGUCAGAGAGACCAUCGGGUUCUUGGUCACCUCCCUGACCAAGGCCCAUCUCCCUCGAUUGCUCAGUUUGGCCGGGCUGCUUGCUCUAGGAAGAGUCUUGGUGGUUCCAAACUUCUUCCAUUUAAGAUUGAUGGAGACCACUGUGUUCUUGGGGACUUUCAAUGCUGCAGAAAUGUUUUGGUACCCUUCCCCAGAUUUGUGCCUCGACACAAUCCUGUCUCUGCACUCUACGGACAAUUCCUUCGACUUCAUGGCUUGGUUUUUGCUCUGACAUGCACUGUCAACUCUGUGACCUAAUAUAGACAGGUGUAUGCCUUUCCAAAUCAUGUCCAAUCAAUUGAAUUUACCACAGGUUUCCUCCAAUCAAGUUGUGGAAACAUGUCAAGGAUGAUCAAUGGAAACAGGAUGCACCUGAGCUCAAUUUCGAGUCUCAUAGCAAAGGGUCUGAAUACUUAUGUAAAUAAGGUAUUUCUGUUUUUAAGUUUUGAAAUAUUUGCUACAAUUUCUAAAAACCUGUUUUCGCUUUGUCGUUAUGGGAUAUUGUGUGUAGAUUGCUGAAUUAUAAUUUUUUAAAAUCAAUUUUAGAAUAAGGCCGUAACGUAACAUAAUGUGGAAAAGUCAAGGGGUCUGAACACUUUCCGAAGGCACUGUAUAAUGCAGCUAUGAAGAUGAAUGAGUUAUAUCAGGUUCCUUUUAUAGGGAGUCGAAGUCCUUAGUAUGUGUUCGGCACAUUGUGUCCUGAAAAACCCCUUAGCCUCAAGCCUGUUCUGUCUUUGCUCAUGAAUGAUCAGAGAGUGUGUGAUAACAGUGUCAAGAAGACCAGGAGAGGGGAUGGGUCAAAGGGCAGAAAUGUCUGUUACCUUCCCAUGUCUGAGAGAGCUGUUUGAGAUUGCAACAUAACACACAUAUCACUUUGAUAUAGUAACAGAAAACCAGCACAGAAAUGACUAAACGUUGUUUUUCCUAAUUAAGGAGCGUGCCUUCAAAUGUGUUUGUCAAAGGUGGUGUUGUUUAAUGUGAUGUGAUCAGUUGCAAGCCAAUUUGACCCUUUUUAAACCUCUAGUGCUGUUGAAUUACCCUCAGUCAGCUAAUAUUCUCUCUGUCUCCCUCUUCUCACCCUCUUUCUUUCUCCUCCCUCCCUCCCACUCCUUCUUUCUCUCCCUCUCAGAUGAUUGACAUGAUGUACUUUGUGAUCAUCAUGCUGGUGGUGUUGAUGAGUUUUGGGGUGGCUCGGCAGGCCAUCCUGAACCCCAAUGAGGACCCGUCCUGGAUGUUGGCUCGGAACAUAUUCUUCAUGCCCUACUGGAUGAUCUACGGAGAGGUGUUCGCCGACCAGAUCGAUCGUAAGCCCACAUAUGCGGGGGUGGGUGGGGGGUGGGUCAUGGAUCGGAUGGUGGAUUGGUAGAGAGUCGAGCACGGAGUGUAAGGCUGCCCGCCCCAACAUACACACACAAUCACACCCCCACACACACACUCACCAGUCUAGCUGAAGUCAUCCAGGUGCUGAAAUGCCACACACUUGGAACCUCUCAGUCAGUCCCCAGUUUCAGGGGGAACUUUAUUAGCACAAUGGAAGACAUUGGUGGCCUUAUUGGUUCUUAUUCACACUGGUCAUGCUAACGCAAUCUUGCCAUUAAAAAUACCCAUAUUUGAUUUUCUGACAACAGCUGAGGACAGAUCACUAAAAGCUCACCUUAUCUCAUUGAUAAGGUCAGGUGAUGUGUAACAGCAGGUAACAUUGCUUAGUAAUUUAGUCAUUGACUAAAAUAAGGUACAUGAUUGCUCUCUGAAUGCACAACCUGUUUUGUGAGAGUGUGUGUGCGUGCAUGUGUGAGAGUGUAUAGAAUGGAAGGACUAGCCCAAAGCGAAGAGAUCUGAAAUAAUGCUGUCGUUCUUUGUUUCAGAUGUGCAUAGUAGGAAGCUAAAGCACAGGCUGAAUUCAAAACUCUGGAUGGUCGAAAAUCAAUUUCGAGCUCAUGGAACCUGGCGUAAUAAUGGUCCAUACCAACAUUGCUGUGUUCAAUCAGAAUGCCAGUAAAUCGAUAAUUAGACCCCUCCCCGUCCCUUCCCCUCCCUACACCAUUCCAGCCUCACUGCCAUGCCAUCACUGCACCCUCGUCUAGGGGCUGCUACUUAGUCAGAUAUGCACAUAGAGAUGGAUAGAGGGUGCACUUGCCACAAAGUCUGCUUUAGCAUGUGCAGCACCAUUGAAGGUUUUCGCCAUUUUAAUGUAGUCAACUGGGUGGGACAUCUUAUGGGUUGAGGUGGGAACCUAGAAUUCCAUCCAGGUCAGUAAAAGGGAUGAGCCAAUGAAUUAUACUCCUGAAAAAACAUUCCAGCACUUCAGGUGGCAGUAUAUCACCUACCUUCACUUGAUGCCUUUUCAUAUUAUACACACUCCUGCACAGUAGGUGGAAGUAUGCACCUUUUCAGUUUCUUUAUGGAUCGCCAAUAAACUCAUAGAAUGAGAAGAGAUGGAGAUAGCCCUCAGUGGCACUGCCAGUUAAUGGGCACUGCCCAUGCUGUUACAGAAGCGAUCAAAUGCAAAGAUAGGUGUGUCCUCUUUUCCAUCUCUAUGGAUAAGCAUGCAGCACGAAACGCUGACAGGUCAAUAAUUGUGUUUCAUGGCAGUAGCACUCUUGUUUGGUUUCAUUUGGUUGAUUUAUUUAUUUAUUUUGAUGACACUACAUCUCAAAGGAGACUAUCAUUGCUCAUUUGACAUUUUCAUUAUUUUAAAUUUUUUUGGGAAAAGUAAGCUUGCCACGUUUUUCAUGCAAGUCAUUUUCACAAUCCCUCAACGCCAGCUCUGCUAUCACUAGAACAACAGGAUUGCAACAUCUACAAAAUGUAAUUUAGACACCCACACUCACAAUAAUGCCCUCUCAUCCAUACAGGUCAACAUGAUACGCCAAUACUCAUACAAUAAAUACAACCAAACACACACAGACACAUCUCAUUCAAAAGCACAACUACAUAUACAGUUCACACCUACUAAAUUUCAAAAGCACACCUAAACACAUACAGAUGUAGGAUCUUAAUUUGAUCACUCUUUUGUUGCUGAGAAUUUUCCUGCUCAGCAGGAAAUGCAAACUUGUAGUGUAUUCAAAGUUUAAAAAGGCUUCUAAAGUUUUUAAUUUCCACUUAAAAAUGUCAGACUUAACAAAAAAUGAAUCAACCUCUACCAAAAAUUCCCAUGAAUUAUAAUCCACAUAAUAAUUAACAUUUCCUGUUGCUGCACGAUUAUUUUCCUGCUGUAUCAAACUGGCUCAAAUUAAGAUCCUACAUCUGUAUGUACACAAGAUUGAAUAUUAUUCUGCAUUCACACACACACAGACGUACACACACACAUCAUACCCUUUCAUCUACGGCAAUCAGUUUUUUCAAGUGGUUCAGUUGUCAGAGUUGUUAACCCAAUUUCUUUGAGUGUAAAAUUGUGAGAUAGAGAAAAUUACUUCAGUUCUCUACCUUUGGGCUGCCUUGUGUGAUCAAUUGAAAUCCAGAGAUAAGUAUGAAUAUUAUGAUUAUAUAAUGAUUCAUAGGCAAACAAACAAAUGAGUAUCCAAAGUGAAAGUGCUGAGUGUCCCCAUUAUAAGUCACAGCAACUGAACCAUCACUGAUGGAAAAAACAUAUGAUGUAUCUUAAAUACAUUUAAAAUAAUCUGUAGUAUAAUCAUUAUUCAGCUAGGCUAUGGCACACAUAUGUGACAAUAUAUUUUAAACAGCAAUGCCAUGUUUAAAUAUAUUGGGAAUGUAAGUUAUUGACAUUAAUAUAUUUGUUUCUAUAUUUUGAGAUACACAUUUCAGCACAUAAGACCUUUCCAUUCUAGUGCUCACUCCUUCCUAUCCCCUCCAAGAAAUAUGUUUGUUUGCAAAACUUGAAGUAUUUGUUGGCCUGUUUAUUUGUUGGUUUGUUUAUUUUAAAUGUUAAGAUAAUUAUUGUUUGUUCUGUAUGAUUGCCUGGGUUUGCUUGUAUGUUUGUAUUGUAUGUUGACAUUACUUUCAUUUGAUUUUGUGUUCAUCUUUUAUGUUGGCUUGCUUGUCUCGUCUUGGUCUGUAUGUUUAUUUGUUUUGAUGCACCAUUGGCACAAACGUUUGCCUUUAUUUAUGAUGUUCUGUCAUAGAAACUCUCUAUAGGCUACCCAUUUCUUUUGUCAUAGUUUGUCUUGUGACACAAUCUAUGACACCUUGUGUAACAUCCUGAACCUGUGGUUGUGUCAUUGUGCUUAGCUCCGUGUGGCCAGAAUAUCACCGCGGAGGACGGGCGUGUUGUAGCUCUGCCGCCCUGUAAGACGGGAGCCUGGAUCGUUCCUGCCAUCAUGGCCUGCUACCUGCUGGUGGCCAACAUCCUGCUAGUCAACCUACUCAUAGCUGUCUUCAAGUAUGUGCUCUCUUUCUGUAAACAUACUACACUCUCCUUACGCCCACUCGGUUAUACAUACCAGGGCCUUGUCCAGAAACAACCCCUAGCCCCUAUCCCCAACCCCCAAGACACUUGUGGAGAUCUGAGAGGAUUUUAUAGGUUUAAGCACAUUGGUAAUAGCCCCACCUAGCCUCUGAUAGGCUAGUGGGAAUGUUCACCAUAUUGCUUACACCUGCCAAAUCCUCUCAGCUUGCCAAAAUUGGUAGGAUCUCUAGGAGUUAUUUCUGGACAAAGCCAAAAAUGUGCAUGGUUUAUUUUACUCUCCUGCACAGUUUAUUCAGGGCCCAUGCACAACAUACUCCUAUAUCACCCGAGUUCAUUAGCUACGUAGGUCAUUUCCAUCUGUGAUCCUUGUUCGUUUUAUAUAGCUAAACAAGUGAGGGGUUAGGGCUUUGUGUUUGUGAUUAGUUAUAAACAGUGUAUAACCUGUGCUGUCUUUUGAGGUCAAAUAAUAUAUAAUAUGACAGCUGUGUGUAACAUUACAACUGCAGUUGCUUAAGUGCUGUUCAAUUGCAGCCACUCGAGGCCCAUUUCAGAGCAUACUGUAGCAUACACACAUAGUAAGAUGUUUAAUCUCCUAUUGAGAGUCAUUAUAGUGAUAAAUUACUGUUAUUGUGCCUUAUUGCCAUCUGUGUGAAAUACUGUAGUAAGAACGAUCCCCUCCGCAUUUCUUGACUAAUUACCAAGAAAUGCAAAUGAAAGAAAAGUUCCAAUGCAAAUAGCGGUGGAGUGUAAGGAACAUACUGUUUAUACAUCUCUGUUUUACUGGCAUUUUUGUUCAAAUGUAAAUGUAGGAAUAUUUGUGUGAUCUUGGUAGUAGUAGUAGCAGGCAAAGUAGUAGUAGUGGCUGUAGUGGUACAAGUUAUGGUGACUGUAGUAGUAUGUAACUUUAUUUAACCAGGUAAGCCAGUUGAGAACAAGUUCUCAUUUACAACUGCGAGCUGGCCAAGAUUAAGCAAAGCAGUGCGAUUAAAAACAACAACACAGAGUUACAUAUGGGGUAAAACAAAACAUAAAGUCAAAAAUUCAACAGAAAAUAUAUAUACAGUGUGUUCAAAUGUAGCAAGUUAUGGAGGUAAGGCAAUAAAUAGGCCAUAGUGCAAAAUAAUUACAAUGAGUAUUAAAACUGGAAUGAUAGAUGUGCAAGAGAUGAUGUGCAAAUAGAGAUACUGGGGUGCAAAUGAGCAAAAUAAAUAACAAUAUGGGGAUGAGGUAGUUGGGUGGGCUAAUUUCAGAUGGGCUGUGUACAGGUGCAGAAAUCGGUAAGGUGCUCUGACAACUGAUGCUUUAAGUUAGUGAGGGAGAUAAGAGUCUCCAGCUUCAGAGAUUUUUGCAAUUCGUUCCAGUCAUUGGCAGCUGAGAACUGGAAGGAAUGGCAGCCAAAGGAGGUGUUGGCUUUGGGGAUGACCAGUGAGAUAUACCUGCUGGAACGCAUACUACGGGUGGGUGUUGCUAUGGUGACCAAUGAGCUAAGAUAAAGCAGUGAUUUAUAGAUGGCCUGGAGCCAGUGGGUUUGGCGACGAAUAUGUAGUGAGGACCAGCCAACAAGAGCGUACAGGUCACAGUGGUGGGUAGUAUAUGGGGCUUUGGUGACAAAACGGAUGGCACUGUGAUAGACUACAUCCAAUUUGCUGAGUAGAGUGUUGGAGGCUAUUUUGUAAAUGACAUCGCCGAAGUCAAGGAUCGGUAGGAUAGUCAGUUUUACGAGGAUGGAAGGAUUAAUUAUAAUAAUAAUCAUUAGUAAUUUAGCAGAUGCUUUUAUCCAGAGCGACUUACAGGAGCAAUUAGGGUUAAGUGCCUUGCUCAAAGGCACAUCCGACAGAUUUUUCACCUAGUCGGCUCGGGGAUUAGAACCAGCGACCUUUCGGUUACUGGCACAACGCUCUUAACCACUAAGCUACCUGCCGCCCUUAUAAUUAAAGUUAUAUGGGUUAAAUGAAAUGGAGGGUGGUUGGAAGGGUGGUUGGAAGAGGGGGUGAGUGUUUCAAAACAUGGCCUAUAUUCCAUCUUCAUAGAAAUGCAUGUAUAAAACAUGUUGCAACAAUUUUUGGUAAAUAAACCAAGCUAUUGCAUUUUGGGUUGAUUUUACAUUUUGGUUGUUACUUUCUGUUGUCAUAGCAACACCUUCUUUGAGGUGAAGUCCAUCUCUAACCAGGUGUGGAAGUUCCAGAGAUACCAGCUCAUCAUGACCUUCUACGAGCGGCCCAUCCUACCCCCUCCCCUCAUCAUCUUCAGUCACAUGACCAUGGUCCUCAAGCAC